Messenger RNA from Nematolebias whitei (Rio pearlfish), 672 nucleotides. RefSeq names its product tumor necrosis factor receptor superfamily member 14-like. The transcript has 6 exons. The coding region runs from base 1 to 672 and encodes 223 amino acids. Gene Ontology annotation, biological process: defense response to Gram-positive bacterium; positive regulation of T cell migration; defense response to Gram-negative bacterium. Gene Ontology annotation, molecular function: protein binding; transmembrane signaling receptor activity. Gene Ontology annotation, cellular component: membrane; external side of plasma membrane. Lineage: Eukaryota; Metazoa; Chordata; Actinopteri; Cyprinodontiformes; Rivulidae. The record is from RefSeq and is a predicted model, not a curated record.
AUGCAGUUGGGUGUGGUGGUGGUGGUGGUGGUGGUGGUGAUGCUGGUGCUGGGAGUCGUCUGCGUUCGUACCCUCAUGUGUGAUGAAGCAGAGUAUCAGACCGGGGCACAGUGCUGUCCUCUGUGUGGCCCCGGAAUGCGAGUUGAAAAAGACUGCACCGAUUUCACAAGUACAGCAUGUGUGUCCUGCACAGACGGGACUUACAUGGACAAACAUAACGGACAAAAGGAAUGCAAAACGUGCAGCCGCUGCGAGCCAGGUUCUGGACUGGAGGUCAAUCAGUCUUGUGCUUUAACGUCAGACACCGUUUGUAAACCACUGGAGGGAUUCUUCUGCACUAACUUCAGCUCGAGCAGCUGUUCAGCAGCUCAGAGACACAGCAGCUGCACACCAGGACGAUACAUGAGCCACACAGGAACGUCGUUCUCAGACGCAGAGUGUUCUGACUGCAGCAGUGGAACAUUUUCAGAUGGGACGUCAACAACCUGUCAGCCUCACACUCGAUGUGAAGCUCAAAACCUUCGGCUGAUAAAAGCAGGAACGGCUUCAGCUGAUGCAGAAUGUGGAGAAAAGGGAUCAAAUCUGGGAGGAAUCGUCGUCAACGCUGUGCUUUUUUUAGGAUUAUUUUCUGUAACGUUGUUUUUUUCAUAUUGUGCAAUUACCGGCAGAUAA